GUCGGAAAUUUCAAAUGUGCCUACAAUGGGUGUGCAAAAACUUGACAUCUAAAAAGCAGCUGCAGGCAAGGCUGGGAUUUCGCGCCGCAUGCAAAAACACGACGUUCUUAAUUCAUUCUUCAGUUAAUUGCAGUCGUGUUCUUUGCAUCUACAUAUAUUCACAAUUUCCGGAAUUUUAUAAAGAAAUAUUAGUUGAAAAUGUCGCUUGCAUUUCAAAAUGCAGAUUCUGUUAAACAGGCGCUCUUUGAAGAGUUACAAAACUUGCUGAGCUCUGAUACGAGCGUACUGCAAUCAGCUGAACAAAAAAUCAAGCACCUGGAAUACACCGAAGGUUAUGGCGUUUACUUAUCCGAGUUAAUAAUGAAUCAAUCUUUCGAUUUGCCAUUGCGGCAGAUUGCUUGUAUUAUGCUGACCAGAUACGUCGAGAAUCAUUGGUGCGAUGGCGAUGAUGUAGCUACGGAGCAAGCAAAGCGUACAAUUCGAAAUAUUUUACCUAAUGGAUUGUACGAUCCCAACUCAAAAAUACGUUCUUCCGUGGCACAUACAAUUUCCACCAUUGCAAUGACUGAUUGGCCAACCGUUUGGACGGAAUUAUUUGAUAUUAUUAUUAAGUGUUUGGGCGGCAAUGAGGAUUCGAUACAUGGUGCCAUGCAGAUUCUACAAGAUUUUUCAUAUGAUGAAAAGCAAGUGAAGGAAUUGGGGCCUGUUGUCAUAUCUGAAGUUUAUCGUAUUUUUGAAUCGGAGCAAAACUACACCAUUAAAACACGUACAUCGGCAAUAAAAAUACUAAAAUCGCUUUUCCUAUCCAUUAGCAUAAACAUUGCUGAUAAAAAUGAGCAAGCAACAAUGAUGAAUUCCAUUUUAAACAAUUUCAUGGAAAAGCUAAUGCACUACCUGGCAAUGAAUAGCGGCGCUACAUCAAACUUUAUGCUGAGGACGGAGAUUGUGAAAUUGCUCACGUUCCUGGUGACUGAGAUGCCAAAGUAUAUCCAACCUUAUAUGGAGCGAAUUCUGCCAAUCAUAUGGCAGCUACUUACACAAAUCGCAGAUGUUUUUGUAAAAGUAACAGUUAACCAAAUCGAACCGAAUCCGUUCCCUGUAUCCGAAUCUGUAGAAGACGAUGAACUCACUAACUUCUCAACAAUGAUUAUACAAAUAUUUGAAUUUAUACAGUGUAUUAUUUGUGCACAAAAAUUCCGUUCUGUUAUUAAAAGUGUGUUGACUGACUUAAUUUAUAUUGUGAUUGUUUACAUACAAGUGCCUGAGGAACAAAUCGAAGAUUGGAAUGAUGAUCCUGAAAAAUUUGUAGAUGACGAGGAGGAAGGUGGUGUUGAAUUAACGAUUCGUUUAUGUGGUCAAGAUGUUUUGAGCGCUCUUUGCGAUGAACUCGGCGCCAAAGUAUUGCCAUCAUUGCAAGAAGCACUCGGUCGUCAUAUGAAUGUGGCAGAGGCUGAAAAAAGUGCACGUAAUCCCAAUUGGUGGAAAAUACAAGAAGCUUGCAUGGUGGCGGUGCAUGCAUAUCGAGAACUUAUACUAGAGACUGAAGAUCAAUUCGAUUUAUUAAACUAUCUUACGCUCGUACGCAACUUACUGGAUUACCAAGACUCUGCUCAUCUCGUUGGACGCGCCUUGUGGACAUUGAGCACUUAUUCAAAGUCAAAACUUUACAAUCCGCAAAUGUUGGAAGAAAUUUUAGUGGCAACAAUGCAAAGUUUGUCCCCUGAAAAAUCCAUUGUUUUGAAGAUUAGUGCAGUGAGGGCUAUACACGGUUUUGUGCAAGCGCAUGAAAAAUCGGAAGGUGAUAAACGUGCAUUGAUACAAGCAAAGCUACCCGGUUUCGUUGACGGUAUACUAGAAGUGAUACCCGGUUGUAAGUCAUCAGUUCUAACACUUGUGCUGGAGUGCUUGACUACAAUCAUAACCUUUGAUCCUUCAUUUGCUGUGCAAGCGCAAUCUAAGCUCAUACCAUUAACAAUCGCUGUGUUCCUAAAAUAUCCAGAAGAUCCCUACAUAUUGGAGAUCGUACAAGACCUCAUUAAAGCGCUUUUACAAAAUCCGCUCUGUCUGGAGCCGUUGCAAGAAAAAUUCAUCCCAACUAUUGUUAGCAUACUCUCUUUGCAAGGUGAUCAAGCGAACACCGCAAAGCAAGAUAUUGCCCUGGACGUAUUGACUACAAUUGUGCGAUACUCGAAACCUCCUCUAUCAGCUGCGCUAGUGGAAAGCGCCUUCCCCGCUAUGGUGCACUGUGUCCUGCGUUCUGAUGACAAUGCUGUCAUGGUAUCAGGUGGUGAAUGCUUAAGAGCUUUUAUAUUUGUUUCCCCCGAACAGAUUUGCUCAUAUAAAAAUGGAGAAGGUCUCAAUUUCAUUAUGCAACUGACCACUAUGUUACUUAAUCCAAUGAAUAACGAAAUGACCGCUGGUCAGGUGGACCGUUUGGUUAUAACCAUCAUCACCAAAAUGGGUAAUAUGCUUGGUGAGAAUGUGGAUCUUCUUUUGAAGGCUGUAAUCAGUAAAAUGCAACUUGCCGAAUGUCUAAAAGUUAUAAUGAGUUUGGUGGUAAUAUUUGCGCAUCUCUUUUUAACUCAAAUGGAUGCAGUACUGAAUUUCUUAUCAACUGUACCCGGACCCACUGGCGAACCAGCUAUGCAAUUUGUAUUCAGCAAUUGGUUGGCAAAACAAACUUCCUUCUUUGGCACUUUUGAGCGAAAGGUGACGACAAUGGCGCUCUGCAAGCUGUUUGAAUACGGUGUAACCACACAAGAUACGCGUCUAACUUCAAUUACUGUUAAGGAGCAAGUUAUAACUGAUUCGACCAGCCCACGCGUAAAAACACGUUCACAAGCAGCAGCUGCCCAACAGUGGGUUACAAUUCCUGCUUUGGUCAAAAUAUUUAAACUACUCAUAAAUGAGCUGGCUCAUUUGAAAGAAGCAAAUCUAGCCGAUUGCGAAGAGGACUCAGAUGAAGAUGAUGAUCCUUCUAGUGGCGCCGCCGGUGAUAAACCGUCUGGAAAUUCACCACCAAAACCACGUUUUAUCUCCGACUUGUAUUUCAAUGAGGAUGAUGAUGAAAACACCGACGAAGAUCAACUUACGCAAGAACUUAUGAAGAACCCGCUGUUCCAAACAAAUAUGGAGGAGAACCUUACAAAAUUCCUACAACACUUCUCCAGUAAUGAACAUUUCGCUAUGUUCGUGAGCCAUCUUAAUAAUGCUGAGAAGCAAGUGCUCAAGUCUAUACAAGUCGAUGUGGCAUAAAGAGCAGACGCUUCAUCCUAUUUUCUCAUUCAUCACGAGCUAAAAGAAAACACUCAUACUCUGCAUAUUUUUAUACAAACAUUUAUUACGAAAAACUAUUAUAUUUAUAAACUGCAAUACUAUUUGUAUUAGUGGAUGUUAAAAUAUUUUUGAUAUGAAUUGUUUAUAUGAAUAAUUAGUCUCAACGUUAAAUUCUAUGUUUACAUUAUUUAAAAUGUCUUUUCGUAUAUGGCGGAAUACGAUAACACUUAACUACUGGAUUAGUCUGUGAAUUUGUAUUGUUAAGAAAAUAAAAGGCAAUUAAGAGUCAAAAAA
Molecule: messenger RNA, 3570 nt
Organism: Bactrocera oleae (olive fruit fly)
Lineage: Eukaryota; Metazoa; Arthropoda; Insecta; Diptera; Tephritidae
Gene: Ipo9
Product: Importin 9
Biological process (GO): protein import into nucleus
Cellular component (GO): cytosol; nuclear envelope
Molecular function (GO): small GTPase binding
Source: RefSeq, a predicted model, not a curated record